AUGCUAGAGGGAAAAAGCUGCACAUUUGGUCAUUAUCCAUGCCAACAAGUGGCAUUAAUGGUCAUGGACAGGAUUAUCUCUUUAAAGUUGCCAGUGGAGGUGAUGGAGCGCGAUGUACUACUGGACAUGUUGAAUCAAUUAUGGUCAUUGAAGGUGUUGUUAUUUCAUUCGAUCUCAGUGAUUAAUACAUUACGUGAAGAGCACAUCAACGUCAUGGAGAGACUGGCUUUAGGUGAAUACACCGAAAUUCCUAUUGAUCUACGCACAACUAUGAAUGCCCGAUAUCAAUAUCUUGUUGUUCGUAACAUUGAAGAAGAUGAUUAA
Lichtheimia ornata is the source of this 324-nucleotide messenger RNA. RefSeq lists its product as uncharacterized. NCBI's taxonomy places the organism in Eukaryota, Fungi, Mucoromycota, Mucoromycetes, Mucorales, Lichtheimiaceae. The transcript has 4 exons. The record is from RefSeq and is a predicted model, not a curated record. The coding region runs from base 1 to 324 and encodes 107 amino acids.